GUGCGCACCUAGGAAAAAAGCCGGCACAGAGAGCAGACGGCGCGGCGGGCGUCCCCGCCGUGCCGGUAAGGCACUUUUCCUCACAAUCCCUAAAUGUUAUGCUUCCAUAUACGCCAUUGCACACAAUAUCACUAUCCGUAAGUGCUCCUAUGAGCCUAUGGAGUCAAUAUUACCUGCAACCCCUUGUUCUGACCACACUCCUAUAUAAAUCUAAGAUGUAUACAAGGCCAGUGUACAAUGUAACCUUCAUACAGUUGAGGGGCAGCUGCAAUCUGAAUGAGUUGCAUGCAGAUUUUAUACCAGUUACUACUUUUAUGAAUCACACCAAGAAUGCACGUCCGUGGCCUUGUUGUACUUUCAUCUUUAUUAUUUGGGGUAUCUGACAGAGUAAAUAAGAACUUCAACAAUUGCUAGCCAUGUAUUAAUAUUUUGGAUCAAGCUAUUUGAGUGGACCAUAAAUUUGCUGUAGCUGGCAAAGGAAAAGAACAAAGCGAAAAUGGGAAGGAAAAAAAUUCAAAUUACGCGGAUAAUGGAUGAACGAAACAGACAGGUAACAUUUACCAAGAGAAAGUUUGGGUUGAUGAAGAAGGCAUACGAACUGAGCGUACUUUGUGACUGUGAAAUUGCACUGAUUAUUUUCAAUGGCUCUAACAAGCUGUUUCAAUAUGCCAGCACGGAUAUGGACAAAGUCCUUCUCAAGUACACCGAGUACAAUGAGCCCCAUGAGAGCAGAACCAACUCUGACAUUGUGGAGACUCUCAAAAAGAAAGGCUUAGAUGGUUGUGAAAGCCCAGAUGAUCAGAGAUACUUUGAGGAGGAGACAUUCAACAAACUAAUUGAAGAUAGUGAUUUUGUUUUCAAGCGAGACUCUCCUGGAUUGCCACAGCAAACUUUUCCGAUGUCUGUCACUGUACCAGUGUCCAACCCAAACACUUUACCGUACAGUACUCCAGGGAACACAAUGGUUACUGCUUCAUUGGCUGCCAGCACAUCAUUAACGGAUGCAAGCAUGCUGUCCCCACCACAGACGACACUGCAUCGAAAUGUGGUUUCUCCUGGGGUGCCCCAGCGGCCUCCUAGCACAGGAAAUGCUGGUCGCUGUAGGAGCCCUGGAGCUUUGGCCUGGUUUCGCUGUGUCCCCUGGUGUAACUGUUGAAAUUCGGAACCGGAACUAUACAGAAGUGCAAAGAGUACAUGUUGAUGCAAUGAAUGGGAUUCUUUAGCACCACUGCAACUGCUCUUGUGGUCAUAAACAACCCCUUUACUGCUUUAAGUUUGUGUUCUAUGUUAAUAUGUACAUUUUUGGUAAAAGAUAGUUACAUUUAGUAAGCUAUGUUUUGAAUUUAUCAGGAAAUAAUUCUUAGGGUUUUGGGGGUAAAAAAAAAAUUGAGAGCUGCCAAGUUUUUUCUUAUUUAAGAAAACCUCCUUGGUAAAAAAUGCUUUCCCCAAAACCCUGCCUGAGUGCCUUAAAAUGUUUGGCAGCUUUUAGGUGCUUUUUAUUACAUAACAAUGUCCACUCUGGGAAACAUACCUCAACUUAGUUUUUCCCCCCGAAACGGAGUUCCUAUUGAUGUCUUUGUUUUGCUUUGGGGGUUUUAACUGUACAAAUCCUGUUUGGUAUUGGUGUUCGUGGGGAGUCUUUCAAAGUCAGUUGAGUUUUUUGUUUUUUUUUUUUAGGUUGUUCUUAUGAAAUUUUCUUUUAUUCUGUAUUUUGGACAAUAUAUCUUGUUACAGAAGGGGCAUAAUAAACUAAUUCUAACAUAUUAAAAA
Xenopus tropicalis (tropical clawed frog) is the source of this 1770-nucleotide messenger RNA. It is a transcript of the gene mef2a, whose product is annotated as myocyte enhancer factor 2A. Gene Ontology annotation, biological process: positive regulation of transcription by RNA polymerase II; positive regulation of DNA-templated transcription; regulation of DNA-templated transcription. Gene Ontology annotation, cellular component: nucleus. Gene Ontology annotation, molecular function: protein dimerization activity; RNA polymerase II transcription regulatory region sequence-specific DNA binding; DNA binding. The record is from RefSeq and is marked provisional. NCBI's taxonomy places the organism in Eukaryota, Metazoa, Chordata, Amphibia, Anura, Pipidae.